AUGAAUUUUUUAACUUUAUCAUCAGAGACAAGUGAACCAUUUAUUAUACCAAAUGUAUCACCAGUAUCUUCACCAAAAUUAAAUGCAAAGUUAAAUGACUCUACAAAACAACCAAUAAUGGGAACUCAAAAAUUAACACCUUUAGUUACUAUAGAAGAUGAUAAUGAAGAAGAUUCAAAGUUAAUAUCAACUAGAAAAUUAUCAGAUUUUGAAUUAAAUUAA
Messenger RNA from Lodderomyces jiufengensis, 222 nucleotides. RefSeq lists its product as uncharacterized. Lineage: Eukaryota; Fungi; Ascomycota; Pichiomycetes; Serinales; Debaryomycetaceae. The record is from RefSeq and is a predicted model, not a curated record. The coding region runs from base 1 to 222 and encodes 73 amino acids. The transcript has a single exon.